Molecule: messenger RNA, 2639 nt
Organism: Ceratotherium simum simum (southern white rhinoceros)
Lineage: Eukaryota; Metazoa; Chordata; Mammalia; Perissodactyla; Rhinocerotidae
Gene: PPP1R3E
Product: protein phosphatase 1 regulatory subunit 3E
Biological process (GO): regulation of glycogen biosynthetic process
Cellular component (GO): protein phosphatase type 1 complex
Molecular function (GO): protein phosphatase 1 binding; glycogen binding
Source: RefSeq, a predicted model, not a curated record
GGGGUCUCACUCAGGACCAAAAGCGUGGAGUCCCCGCCCUCUGGUGCAGCAGCAGCGAAGACAGAUGGGGAGCCACCUGUCAGCGGGCUGUGGGCGGGGGCCGGGGCCGCGGGGGCCGCGGGACCGGAGGGUGAGCGCCGCUGAGCGCACGCUCAGAGCAGACAGCUCGCAGGAGGCAGGAGAUGAUGGUCUAAGACCCGGAGGCCUGAGAGUGGGGGAAAGGUAGUCACGGAGGCACAGCUACGGGAGGUGGAGGAUCCUGGAGGUGACAGCAAGGAGAGUACGCAAUGGCGUGGGGCGGCUGAAGCGGGCCCGACGGCUUCGGUGUGGACGCCGGGUGGGUGGGAGACGGGCCCCGCCGGGUCGGGGGGUGCCAUGUCUCGAGAGCGGCCCCCCCGAACCGACAUCCCCCGCAACCUGAGCUUCAUUGCCGCGCUGACAGAGCGCGCCUACUACCGCAGCCAGCGGCCCAGCCUCGAGGAGGAGCCGCAGGAGGAGCUAGGCGAGGGCGGGACGCGCCUCGGGGCCCGAUCCCGCGCUCACGCUCCGAGUCGAGGCCGCCGGGCCCGCUCUGCGCCGGCUGGAGGCGGCAGCGUCCGGGCGCCCCGCAGUCGCAGCCCGGACACCCGCAAGAGAGUGCGUUUCGCCGACGCGCUGGGGCUGGAGCUGGCCGCCGUGCGCCGCUUCCGCCCCGGAGAGCUGCCCCGGGUGCCCCGCCACGUGCAGGUGCAGCUGCAGAGGGACGCCCUCCGGCACUUCACCCCGUGCCAGCCCCGCGCUCGCGGCCUCCAGGAGGCGCGCGCCGCCCUGGAGCCGGCCAGCGAGCCCGGCUUCGCCGCCCGCUUGCAGGCGCAGCGCAUCUGCCUGGAACGCGCCGAGGCGGGCCCGCUGGGCGUGGCCGGGAGCGCGCGCGUGCUGGACCUGGCCUACGAGAAGCGCGUGAGCGUGCGCUGGAGCGCCGACGGCUGGCGGAGCCAACGAGAGGCGCCCGCCGCCUACGCCGGCCCGGCCCCGCCCCCGCCGCGCGCCGACCGCUUCGCCUUCCGCCUGCCUGCGCCGCCUAUUGGGGGCGCCCUGCUUUUCGCCUUGCGCUACCGCGUCACCGGCCGCGAGUUCUGGGACAACAACGGCGGCCGUGACUAUGCUCUCCGUGGGCCCGAGCACCCGGGCAGUGGCGGAGCCCCGGAGCCCCAGGGCUGGAUCCACUUUAUCUGAGACGCCUGCGGCGGACGGCGGAAAAACCAAAGGCACCCGGGGGCUGGGGGAGCCUGAAGAUGUGGCAGGGAGGAAUGGGAGAAACCGAGAUUGGCGGGGAGCUGUCCGAGAGAGUCAAGUGGAGGAGGGCGAGGAGGAUGGGAGAAAUCCCAGGGGUGUGGGGCGUGGGCGGAAGCAACGAAGGUCGGGAAGACUGGGGUGGGAAACGCUAGUUGGAUGUGAGUGGACGGAGCCCAGGACUUAGGAGGAAGAAGACCGGAAAGGGCGCUGGGAGAUUAGAAAAAAGCAGAAUAGGGAUGAUGGUGACUUCCUCUUCCAGAAGUGGGCACUGGGAGAGGGUGCCUGGGUUCGUCAGGCCUAGGCAUUCGAAGCUUAAGGUACCUCUUUGGGAUUGAGGAGGUAUUUUGGGUGAAGUAGGAGCCCACCCCGGUGAAGUCAUUUAGAUUGCUGGCUCAUUCCCUCUUACCGCAUUUGCCACCUCAGGUCCCCCAGCCCUGCCCAUCCCUGCUGUAACUCAGCCGUAAUUGCCUUGCUUACGUUCUAGGAACUUGGCCAUUGCUCCCAGUCCCUGGCAUUAUGAUAGGAUUCCCUUGUCACCCCUGAUGGUCCCUGGCCUCAGUCUCCGGGGACUGGCUGGGGAGUGAGGGCAGGUAGCAGUCAGAGCUCCUUCCUCCAACCUCCAGGCAGCCCUGGGGAUUAAAAUGAAGGCAAAACCAACUCCAGGCCUGUUCUUGAGGCCAAAUAAUGCAGCUCCUAAGAGGCUGGUACACUCAGGGGCUUCCAGAAAAAUGCGUCUUGCCUUUCUGGGGUGCCUUCUAAUGACCUCUAAGCACUUUAUGGACUGUAUUUGAAAAGGGACAGUGAAUCACGAGAAUCACUAUUCUGAUUCUUUCUGCCUCAGAAGAAAAGGAAGUCACUCACUAGCUGCAUAACUUUGGGCAAGUUGCCUCACUUCACGGGUCCCAGUUUCCUCCUUGGAAAAUUGGAUUUGGAUUAGGUGAUCUCUUAGGGCCCCUUCUUGCUUUGACAUUUUAUGCUCUGUGAGUGGCAGAGUGUGGACUGAAGCCACACUCUCCAACCUACAGUUUGAGUGCUACAGUUCAGAACACACAGCACACCCAGUGUCUGAGGAUGGGUCCUGCAGUUUUUGACACAGAUGUUCCAGAGCCUAGGAAGCAUCCCAUAGUCAGCCUGCAUCCUCAGGGUAUUCCAGGGCCUCUUUCAAGCCACAGUUCAACUUCUGUCUCUUGCUUUUUGCUCUUGCCCUACAGACUUCCAGCCUGAGUGCUCUGAGACAACUUGGGGGAGGUGUCUCUUGGAGAAAAUGAUGCUUGGGAGCCCCAAAGAUGAAAGGAAACAAUGUUGCGGGCUCUCUUGAGGAUAAAGGACUGUGGGUAUAAGAAAUGGAAAACAUUUCAACUCAA